Molecule: messenger RNA, 4974 nt
Organism: Anopheles gambiae (African malaria mosquito)
Lineage: Eukaryota; Metazoa; Arthropoda; Insecta; Diptera; Culicidae
Gene: Arpc2
Product: probable actin-related protein 2/3 complex subunit 2
Exons: 8
Coding region: 1005-1919 (304 amino acids)
Biological process (GO): Arp2/3 complex-mediated actin nucleation; actin filament polymerization
Cellular component (GO): Arp2/3 protein complex; actin cytoskeleton
Molecular function (GO): actin filament binding; structural constituent of cytoskeleton
Source: RefSeq, a predicted model, not a curated record
CAACUGUCAAACAGAUGACACGACAGUGUGGGAGCGAGCAGGCAACAGCACAUAAAAAAAGAGGAGUCAACUUUUCUGGGACCGAAAGAAGCGAAAAUUCCGUGCCGAUCGUGUUUGCGCUUUCCUGGAUUUUUCACGCCAGGUGCAAAGAAAAGUCGGAAAAUUGGGUGCACCGUGCAACUACAUCGUUCGCUACACAAGCGCACACACACGGCCGCCUACGCAAACCGAUAGAUCCGGUGCAGCGAGCGUGAUUAGCUUUCAUUUCCCCCUCCCGACACUCUCUGCACGGACCUGGAACUGCAACGCGUUCCAACCCGGGGGUAGUAGUAGUGGUUGGUUGUCCCUUGGCCUGAUAAUUGGAGCGGUGCCGCCGACCGUCGAACGUCCUCCCGGUAUUGACCGACCGCGAAGACCGCGUUGAAGACGUCCUGGUGUUUGUGUGUGUGCUGCUGUAUUGCUGGAGCACGCCAAGGAGACGGUUUUAUCGUAUCUUUGAAGCGAGCGUGUUGUGUGUGUAUGUGUCAGUGCAGUGUGUAUGUGUGUGUUGAUGUUGCGGUGCGUGUGGUUGUGCGUUAGUAAAAAAAGUGAAUCCAAGUAGGCAGGGCCCACACCAAAAGCGGGGGUCGUGCAAAGUCGUUGUCCACAAGGCCCCGUUGUUCGUACCAUCUCCCCACGGGAGCUGGCAGAAGUUGUGUGCGUGGAAAAGUGUUUUUACAUUUAAUUUGUUGGUGCAUUGAAGUAAGACGGGCGGCAACGUCCUCGAGACCCCACCCCCUACCAGCGACACACAAGGGCUCUCGCGAAACGCCGCUGACGAUCGUGAGAUCACGCGAAAGGAGUGGCAGCACAAAAAAAAGAAGCGCCGAAAUUGGGAAGUGAAGCGAAGGAAAGUCCCAUCCCUUCCCGGGGUUUAGCGAAACCAGCAAACAAGACAAAUUUGACGUAACUUACCACCACCAUAGCAGGGGCAAAGGCAAUUUGCCAGUUUUGGAUGAGCAAAAAUGAUUCUGCUAGAGAUCAACAACAGAAUUGUGGAGGAAACGCUUACAGUGAAAUUCAAGAAUGCAAUCGCAGGGAACAAGGCGGAAUCCAUCGAUGUGACGGUAGCAGACUUCGAUGGAGUUUUAUUUCACAUCUCGAACAUAAACGGCGAUAAAACGAAAGUGCGAACGAGCAUAUCGCUGAAAUUCUACAAGCAGCUACAGGAGCACGGUGCCGAUGAGCUGCUGAAGCGCGAGUAUGGCGACCUGCUGGUAGCCCCCGAGGACGGGUACAACGUGUCGGUGCUGGUCGAUCUGGAAAACAUACCGGAAAACUGGGAGGAAACGGUGCGAAAGAUCGGCCUGCUCAAGCGAAACUGCUUUGCGUCGGUGUUCGAGAAGUACUUCGACUUCCAGUCGCAGGGCGAGGGCGAAGGCGAGGGCCAGAAGCGGGCAGUAAUUAACUAUCGUAACGAUGAAACGAUGUACGUUGAAGCAAAGCCGGACCGUGUGACCGUCGUGUUUAGUACGAUAUUCCGCGACGAGGACGACGUAGUGUUAGGGAAAGUGUUUAUGCAGGAGCUGCGCGAGGGCCGAAGAGCUUCCCACACGGCGCCGCAAGUAUUAUUCUCCCACCGGGAGCCACCGCUCGAGCUGGCCAAUACCGGGGCACGGGUCGGCGAGAACAUAGGCUACGUAACGUUCGUACUAUUCCCACGGCAUACUGCGAAGGAAACGCGCGAUAACACGAUCAAUUUAAUUCACAUGUUCCGUGAUUAUUUGCAUUAUCAUAUUAAGUGUUCGAAGGCAUACAUCCACUCCCGAAUGCGGGCAAAGACGACGGAGUUUUUAAAGGUGCUCAACCGUGCUCGACCGGAGCCCAAAAUUACGGAAAAGAAAACAAUAACCGGCCGAACAUUCAUCAGAAAAGAAUGAUUCUAGAAGUUGUCGGACGCGUCUAGUUGUUAAAUGUGUAAGUAUUCAAAACGAACCUAAUAAAAGGAGGAAAAGAGACGGCACGAGAAAAGCGCAAACGGAGGGAAAACCGAUGGCAGGAUUCCCAACAGGUCUCUCUUGUUUCGGAAGGAAGUGUAAGUGUAAAGGAAGUGGGUUUUGGGCAAAUUCUGCUAUCGCCGCGAGGACAAAACAGUGCAGUGUCCGUGAUUUGGUAGGCAUAAAACCAAACCACCAUCCCCACUCUUCUUCGCCGAAGCAUCGUAAGCAAAUAAACCAUUUUCAAGCUGGUAACCGAUUUGUUUUCGACAGUGUGUUCCUCUUUGGUGGGGGCGGGGGUACGCACACCCACCCAUCGGUGUAGGAAACGGCCAACGAAAUAGUAAUUGUAAGCCACAGCAAGAGCAAAUGGUGCAUAGGUGUGUGUGGUAUAUAUAAGCUAACAUCAAACAAAUCCUAGCCUGUUGCAAUAGAAUUCUAAACUUUUCACCCGAGAUAGCCCGAGAAAAAAGGGGAUAAAGGCCACCACAAUUUAGCCUAUUACAGAGUUUGACACACAUUUGAUAGUUAAAAAUUAGCCGAAAAUAUACACUUUCGAACCAACCCACAUACCCACAUCCCGCAAAAUGGAUGCAAAUUCAAACACACCAUUAUAAGAGAAAAAAAAACAGUCAGUAGCAUUCAUUCUUAAUCGUCGCUGCCAAUGUGAAACAAAACAAGAAAAAAGCUGUAUUGUGUAAACAAAUAGAACUCAACAAAAAAACGUUAGGAAAAUAGGGCCAAAUGUAAGGACACUCCUUUGCAGGGGAGGUGGGCAAUUCUUAACGGCUUUGCAACAAAACAAGAAGAAAAAGUGUAGAAGUGGUUCAAUUGAAAGAGAAAAAUAGAGCUACGCUAGUAAGGAACGGGGAGGGGCAAGUAAAAAAAAUUGCAGUAUAAGCUAAGGAUAACUAAUUUUAUAAAAAGAAAGGAAGAGCAAAAUUUAAAAAAGAGGGCACGAGUCAGACAUGGCAAAAAAACGCGUGGUGAACGGCAUAAGAGAGUAGAGUAAGAAGACGCAUUUAUCCGGAAGCCACAAAGCGCAUGCAAUGCCAGACACACACACUGCUAAAAAAUAAAAUCGCACAAACGAACAGAACCACAAUGUUCAAUGCUGCUUGAAGUUGUGGGCGCUGUGGUUUGCUCUGGUUGGUUCGGACAAAAAGGGGGGGAAAAGGGCGAGAAGCAGCAAAGAAGAAAAAGAAGAAGAAAACGGAAGACACACUAAUCAAUUUACUAAUCAAUUGCGAAUGAGAUAUCAAAAAGGAGAGCUCUAAUGGACGGCGCGUGAUCGUUUGUUACAAGAAACCGAUCCGUUAGAGAUGAUGGCGCGAAGGAUCGAUUGAAAAAAAAUGAAGCAAAAGCUAGCACAUUAAUAUGCGCAUUAAUAACCCUCCAUUAAGAUCGGUCACUAGAGUCCGAAGAGAAAAGGGAUAACUCUUCUGGAUAGGAAUGAAAGCAACAUGAAUGCAAUAUACUAAUCGAUUGAGAGAAGAAAAUGGUAGUACUAAAAUCGAAAGGGACGAGAGAGAACGAGAGAACAAGUUACGUGGGGCAUAGAUUGUUUUCCUCAUCAAAUUUUACCAAACUACACACACAAGAAAAAGAGCCGUUGUUUACUAUUAACUACUACAGCUAAUAUUAUUAUUACCUAGUAGCCUUUAGUGCGAAAACACUGUCGGUGAAGUGAAACUGGAGGGAAAAACAUGACUAGAGAGAGAGAAAGAGAGAGACGAAAUGAGUACUAAGAACAAGCAAGCCUAGCAAACGAACAGAUAGUUAAGAAAUGAUCCUCAUUUAUAGGUAGCGUUCGCGUUUCUGAGAGAGAGAGAGAGAGAGAGAGAGAGAGAGAGAAGAGUAACGGUAGGAUUGGGUUACGGGGGAUGGCCAUUAACCUGGAAUCGCGGCGAUCGAGCUUCUAAAUGCGGUUUACUGUGGUGAUGAUGAUGAUGAUGAUCGGUGGAUCAUAUUCUUCCAGUUGUUUGUAGUGAAUGUAGAGUGAGAGAUGUGUGUGUGUGUGUGUGUGCGUGUGGUCGUGCCACCCAAACCACGGCCCCCGGAGUAGGAAGGGAGGAAGACCAGGAGCAUUACUAAGAGUGAAAUCCUGCAGUGCAUUUAUAUUAACUUAGUGGGGCAAACAGGCAAACAACACAACACACCACAACACCAUUAAACCAAGCAAAGCGAAGCCAAAUACCAUGCCCUUGCCUUGCUUUUUGUGUUUGGUUUUCCCCGGUUUCCCGCUAGCGCAAACGUCCCUUUUAAAGGGUGCUGCCGUUGCGGGCGGGGAUAGUACUCCCUGCGUAAUGUGUCGUCGCCAGCCAAAACACUCCUCCCUCUCAUGGAAUGUAAAAAGAAAUCCAUCUCCCUUCUACUAUAGCUAGCUAAGCGAAAGGAUGGCCACCACCACACACCGAUAUACACAAAAUUUACUUUUUGCGGAAGGGGGUUGCGCGGACAAACACACACGCCCAAGCCCGUUUUUACCAUCCCAAUCUUAAAGGCAGUAGCAAAUUCGGGCCCCAUUCGAUAAAACUUCCUACAUCGGAUAGAAUGUGAUAUCCUCCUUUGCCUCCUGUAGCUUUCCGUUGCGCUAUCAACGGUGUGCGUGUGUGUGUGUGUCCACCUUUAAGCUCUCGUUAAUAUCCCUCCCAAAAACAAGAAGAAGAAGAAGAAGAAGAAAAAACGCAUCGUAUCUGGUUUGCGGUAGAGCAAAUGCUUAGGAAAAGGUUAAUAAUCAAACUUUGAACGUGUUUUACAUCCUCCCCCCCAGAAAUCAAGGCUCUCUCUCCAACAAAACCUAACAUGUGUGUUUCCACUUCAAACCGGUACUGUCGGUCGGCAAGACCCAGACCAAGACACAGUGGAUGUAGGGGCAGAGAGGGGUUAAGAUUCCUCGAAACUUUGUGCAAAAGUGAGCUCCAAAAAUGAACUAAAAAUCGAGAAAACCGAAAAGAAUGCAACCAAUCUUCAAUAAAUCCAACAAAACAAAGCAAAA